GCUUGACUCAUGCUCGGCGCGGCGCUUUUGCAUUUUUGCUGGAGACCAGAUCGACCACUUCUCUUCUUCCUUCCAUCCGCCAUACAUAUACAUAUACAGUACCCGCCCAGGAUUUUGCACAGCUUCAGAGCUGUCACGCAAAAGUAAUCAUGUGCGGAAUCUUUGCCUGCUAUCGUCAUCCCGACGUUCAAAAAUUCAAGCCGACGGCCCUGAAGCUGUCCAAGCAAGUUCGGCAUCGUGGCCCCGAUUGGAGCGGAAGCAUCAUCUCCAAGAACACGAUCCUUUGCCAUGAGCGAUUGAGCAUUGUUGGCGUCGAUUCGGGUGCCCAGCCCCUGACCAACGCCGAUGAGACCCUCGUCCUCGCCGUCAACGGCGAGAUCUACAACCACCGCCUGAUUCGCAAGCACCUCAAGGAGGCGUACCACUUCAAGACGCACUCUGAUUGCGAAGUCAUCAUCCCUCUGUACGCCGAGUAUGACAUCGAUGCCCCCAAGCACCUGGAUGGCAUGUUCUCGUUCGUCCUGUACGACAAGAACCAGGACCGCAUCAUUGCCGCCCGUGACCCGAUCGGCAUCACCACCUUCUACCAGGGCUGGUCGUGGAAGGAACCCGGCACCGUCUACUUUGCCUCCGAGCUCAAGUGCCUGUCCACGGUGUGCGACAAGAUCGUCGCCUUCCCGCCCGGUCACAUCUUCGACUCCAAGACCGGCAAGACGACUCGCUACUUUGAGCCCACUUGGUGGGACCCUACCAAGGUCCCAUCGGCCCCGAUCAACUACAAGGAGAUUCGACAUGCGCUGGAGAAGGCUGUGAGGAAGAGGCUCAUGGCUGAGGUCCCGUACGGCGUGCUGCUGUCUGGUGGCCUUGACUCGAGCCUUGUCGCCUCCAUCGCCCAGCGAGAGACGUUGCGGCUGAAGCAAAAGGCUCUGGAUGCCAACGGUGGCGUUCUCCCUGGCGGUGACGCUGACCGCGGUGAGGGCCUAGUCGGCAUCGACGAUGACGACAACAUCGAGACUGUGACGUAUCUGCCGCAGCUCAACUCCUUCUCCAUCGGCCUGCCGGGCUCACCCGACAACGAAGCCGCCGUCAAGGUUGCCAAGUUUCUCGGCACCAAGCACCACGUCAUGACUUUUACCAUCGAGGACGGCCUCAACGCUCUAUCAGACGUCAUCUACCACCUGGAGACGUACGACGUCACCACCAUCCGCGCCUCCACACCCAUGUAUCUGUUGUCUCGCAAGAUCAAGGCCAUGGGUAUCAAGAUGGUUCUGAGCGGCGAGGGUAGCGACGAGAUCUUUGGCGGCUACCUGUACUUCCACGCCGCGCCGGACAAGGAGGCCUUCCACGAAGAGACGGUCCGCCGUGUCAAGAACCUGCACCUGGCUGACUGCCUGCGUGCCAACAAGUCGACGUCGGCGUGGGGCCUCGAGGCCCGCGUGCCUUACCUGGAUAAGGAGUUCCUCGAGACUUGCAUGUCGAUUGACCCUCAGGAGAAGAUGAUCACCAAGGACAGGAUUGAAAAGUACAUUCUGCGCAAGGCUUUUGAUACGACUGACGAGCCUGACACCAAGGCCUACCUGCCCGAUGAGAUCCUGUGGAGACAGAAGGAGCAGUUCUCGGACGGUGUCGGCUACGGCUGGAUCGAUGCGCUCAAGGACAACGCCGAGCUGCACGUUACGGACGACAUGAUGGCCAACCCCAAGCCGGAAUGGGGCACGGACAUCCCUGACACCAAGGAGGCGUACUGGUACCGUCUGAUGUUUGACGAGCACUUCCCUCCGUCAUGCGCGUCGACCGUGAUGCGCUGGACGCCCACAUGGUCCAAACAGUCGGACCCCAGUGGCAGAGCCAUCUCCACGCAUCAGGCCAAGUAUGAUAACGCUGCCUGAGGGCAGAGAUGAGUAAGCAUUGAGCGGGAGCCUUGGACAGGUUAUAGAAAAGUUGGUCACGACGGUCGUCCCCUUUUACGUUUCGCAAUGUCUAGAGAAGUGACUGGUUGGGAACUUGAGAUGGCGUCUUUUGGUCUCAGUUAGCUGGCCGAUGUAGACGAGGGACCCAAUUUACCAGAUACCACAUAGGCACGAUACGAAGUACAAGGCAAUCAAAUCUCCAUGUGCAAGUUCAACCACAAAGCAUUGAGAGCGCCGAGGCUGCGGUUGGAUGGAUGAACAUGGCGAUUUCGGGCUAAGCGCAGUUCGUGCAGUAAUUGGGUGUCAAUGCACCGAACACCGCGGAAGCCCGUUCGGAAAUAUGUGUCAUGCGCAGUGGGGAUUGGUGCUUGGAGAACCUGGUCUCCAACAAGCGCUACGGCUGGGAUGAAGACUGACUGUUGCGCCCACGGCGGUGGUUGUGAAGGAUGUCACGAUGUCACGAGGGCCCCGAGGGCGCCACCAACCCGCAGACGCUCGGGCAGCCACUCAUCACAGAGAAAAGAGAAC
Purpureocillium takamizusanense is the source of this 2438-nucleotide messenger RNA. RefSeq names its product Asparagine synthase (glutamine-hydrolyzing) (gene ASN1). The transcript has 9 exons. Gene Ontology annotation, molecular function: asparagine synthase (glutamine-hydrolyzing) activity. Bases 150 to 1889 code for a protein of 579 amino acids. The record is from RefSeq and is a predicted model, not a curated record. NCBI's taxonomy places the organism in Eukaryota, Fungi, Ascomycota, Sordariomycetes, Hypocreales, Ophiocordycipitaceae. Gene Ontology annotation, cellular component: cytosol.